AGCGUCUGUUGCUCUCGUCUUGGGCACGAUGUUCUUUCUCUGCUCGUAGCAUCUGUUUACAAGGCGGCUGCCUUGCCAUAAUAUACAACCUUAGUCACUGGCUCGACAUAAAACACUACAUUCGUCCUUCGCUAUUGCGGUUUUACUGUAUAUUUUUAAAAAUAUAAUUCUGUAUCACGGAGUUUUCGUUAUACCGCGGGAUUUUGCGGUAUAUAGGCAUUUACACAAUAUUUAUAAUUUUAAUUAUUUUUGCCUAAAAAUUUAACACAAUAUAAAAUUGUUAAUUCAAGCAUAUAAAAAGAAUAUUAAAUCGAAAUAAAAUACAGUAUUACAGCGGAUGAAUACCUUACUGUACAAUAUGAAAAUGCAGUACUAUCGCAUGCGCAAGUUUUCCAACGUGAGAUUAAUAAUAAGAGUGGAAAAGGUUUAAAGGAGUGUGAGAAGGGCAUAAAAAGCUUUAAAAAUAUAUAUAUAACGCCGCUACAUCGCGGAUGUUGACCUCUCGCGUGGGUCUCUGGAACGUAACCCCGCGAUAGGUAAGGGAGCGCAAGUCCCCCCACCCCUCACAAGAAAACGAAAGUUCGGGUUUUGUAACAUUCUAAUCAUGACAAGGAAGCACGCAGGCAUGCGUUGACUUGAAAUGGAGGUGAGGCUCGCUAAAUUCACCGCAGAUGCAAGUCAGUGUAUCCAAUCAGUCCAGAAUGAUAAGUCAUUUUCAGACUUUAAUCUUGAGACUAAUGUCUUGAAGUUCACAUAUAGAUCCCCACAGUCAGGAGGUACCUGCAAAAUUUCUAUGUUUGCUUCAGAUGAUUAUCCAGAAAACUCCUUGAUCACUCAGCUAUGGGAGGCUACAGGCAAAGAAAUAAGCUGCUAUUGCCAUGUUUCUGUCUCCAGCCUUCUUGAGAAAUUAGGCAAUGAUACAGCUCUACAAGUGUUGGAAGAGCAGAUGAAAUUGGACAAUCAGUUACCUGCAGUUGCUUCUGCUCUUCCUGAUAGUGGUACAGUGAGCUCACUUGGUUCCUCAGAUUCAGUGAUGAACAGUCAGUCCAGUAGCGACCUAUCUGAUCAUUCAUUAGAUGAUUUUUCUGAGGAGCUAUACUACUUUGAUGAUGACAGCCUUGAAACAGAGACUAGAAUAAGUGAAACUGGUGAAUCAACAUUGCAUCCACUUCUGCUAAGAGACAUGCAGAUGAUGCGGGAUCUUUUUUCCGACACCAGCAUAUCUUACAGGUUCCUGAGUUACCUAGGAGAAGUUGAUGUGGACAUGUUUCUUCCUCUUAACUUUCCUAAUUGGACAUAUCAAACAUCCAAAGCGUGGCGCAUAAAUCUUGAGGAGCCACUUGUCAUUCGGAUCAAUAUAUCAUCACGAUCCUACCUUGAUAGCCCAGACUUUCCUAAAAUUGAUGUGUUCCAAAAGUCAUCCUCUGGGGAAACAUGUGGCAUUGCACGACAGGUGAAGAGCAUUCUACAACAGUUUGUUCAUUCUAAAUGGAAAAAACUGCACAACAACAGUCUACAGGCAGCUACUGUGCGGUCACACAGUGUGCCUACAGAUCUCACCACCUUAUCCACAUGCAGAGUCAACCAAAAGGCCAUGUGUGAAGCUUCUGGUAUUCACCGUGUGCAGUCAGGCACUAGUAAUUCUUUCUUUGAGGAGAGAGCAGCACAGGAUGAAUGUAAUGACCAUGAGAAGGCACCUAGUUUAGAAUAUGGCUUUCUGGUCAUGCUUUACCAGUAUGCCAGGCAAAGAACAUCAACAUUGAACGAGUACUGUGUUGUGUGCGAUGAGCCUCAUAUUUUUCAAAAUGGAGCUAUGUUGAAGCCUGCUGUGUGCUCACGUGCACUGUGCGUGUUCGCGUACCAGACUCUGGGGUUGAUGGCAGAUGCUGCCUGUGACAUAGCAACAGGAGCAGAGGUUGUUGACCUCUUAAUUGCCCUGACAAAGGCAGCAUGUAGGUCUUCAAGAAGGGCAGUCAUUUUUGAGCCCUUUCCUGAUGUUGUCGACCCUAAAAAUCCAAAGGAGCUGGUCUUUUCUGCAAAGAAUAAAGAUUAUGCUCGUUUGGAACAAGUUCUUAAAAAGAUGCCUCAUAUGAAAGAACUGACAAUGGCCACUGCCAAGGACCUGCAGAUGAAGAUGGAUAAAGUUGACAUCCUCCUUUUUCCUCUUCUAACCUGGAUCAUUUCUAGUAAUAGGUCACACAUUGUCAAGCUACCAUCUGAUAAAUUAAUCACCUUCAUGAUCACACCACAUCAGUUCUUGUUGCUAAGUAGUCCGCCAGCCAAGGAAGUGGCCUUCCAGGCUGCUAAAGAGAAAUAUGGCAGCACAUUCGCCUUUCAUGGCUCAAGUAUCGAAAACUGGCAUUCCAUCAUCCGAAAUGGUCUUGUGGUGGCUAGUAAUACACCAAAGCAGGUCAAUGGUGCAGCUCAUGGCAAGGGUAUCUACCUCAGCCCUUUAAGUCACUUGUCCUUCAGCUACUCACUGAUGGGACAUGGCACCCACAAACUAAAUAAAAGUCAAACAGAGAAACAGGAUAUCCCAUGCAGGUUCCUUGAAAGUGACAAUCUUAACUGCAUUGCUUUGUGUGAAGUGAUUCAAUCUCCCAGUCUGAGGAAGAUUUCUGAUGUUUGGGUGUGUUCAGACAGUGACCAUGUUUGCACCCGCUUCCUUUUUGUGUAUGAAAAUGGACAAGUGGGGGUCAAUGUUGAUAUGGCUAAUGAAGCUAACACACUUGAAGCAGAACAAGUGCUGUCUUAUGUCACACAUUCUUAUUAAUGCAAUAGAGAAUAUUAAGGUGCAGUUCUUUCACAAAGACUUUGCUGAUGAUUUUAAAAUAUUAGCCUUGUUCUGGUGUAUCUAAUGAGGCAGUAAAGAUAAUGUUCGUUAAGUGGCUUCCUUCUCAUUUGCUAGUAAGAUGCUGUGUCAUGUCAGUAAUGUUUUGGCUGAAAGGUUGGUAAGUUACACCCACUCAAAAACUUCUUGGUUAGCAAGAUUUCCUUUCUGACAAAUUUAUGCUAGCAAGACGAUAUUUAAAAAUUAGGCUUUUCAUCCCAUUCAGAGUAAGAUGACUUCACAGAUUCUAGUAGAAAAAGUAAACAAGUAAACAGAAGUAAAAAAAAAUUAUGAUCUUCAAAGAUGGGGAUAAUAAAGGUUUUGUUAUGUUAAUGAAAUUAUUAGAACUAAUUAUAGUGAUUACAUCAUCCCCCAUCUGAGGAAAAUUUGUAAUGUUUGGAUAUGUUCAGAGAGUGUCCAUGUUUGCAACAGGCAUCGCAUAGAGCCAUAGAGCAUAGAAUCCUACCUCUUACUUAACAAAGCUUUGUGAAUCUCUUCCCUAUGUCAUCCAUUUUGUGGUUAUUGUAAGACACUUUGCAUGUUCAGUUUAUGCUUUUGUUUUUAAUUCUGUUGAAAUGCAGUCUUGCCCAAAGUUUGAUAUGAAAUUCAUGAUAUAUUUUGAAGGGAUGGGGAAAGGUGUCAGUGGUCCAACGUUGUCUCAAAUUUUGAGGAGUGCAGCAAAUGUCUUAGAUCCAAAAUUUUUAUUAUAAUAGUAAAGGUAACUUUAUAACUUUUAUAGUGCACAUCACAGUAAUUAAUGACACAGUUAAUGAUGUAAAAUGGAGAACAAGACUUUAACUGCAAGUUGUUGGUAAAGAGUGAUCACUGCAGAUUAAAAUGUGGAGACAUGUUGGAAAAUCUGCAGUAACCACAAGUUAGACUAGAAGAAUUUCGAUCAGUCACAUAGUCAACAGCCAUCAGAAGGUGAUCAGUUAAUACACUGAGAUCACUGCAGUGAAAACCAUAACUAAAGUGAACAAAGUAAACAAGACCAGUCAGCUGGCAGUGUUGUUAAGCAUAGAAUAAUAAAUCUAACAUCACUGCAAAAAAGAAGAGAGUAGAAAAAUGCAGCUGAGGUCAAAUACAGACAAAGAUCCAUUACUAAUGUCCAGAUCAAAACAGUUCCAAACGCAGAAUAAAAAUAACAGAGUUCAUCCCCUCAGCCUGUUAGAAAAUAAUUUUGUGCAUUCAUUAUCAUCAUUUUCAUAGCUUACACCAGUGGUUCUCAAAGUGUGGUCCACGGACCACUUGUGGGCCACACGCAUAAGUCAGGUGGUCCGCGGAUGACAGUCAUCAUAUGUCAGCAAAGUGAUGUUUAUCACCUUAAUAUAUCAUCAAAAACAAUUACAUUCAUCGCAUUAAAAUCGUAAUAAUAACUUUGCAAAGUAUGUAAUUUUAUGUAAACUUCUUACUAUACUACUGUCACAAAAGUACAUCUAGCUUUGAAUUGUAAUGAAACAAAUGCGGCAAUUUAAAUUUGAAGUUAAUGGUACAGAGUGAUAUUAGGCCUUGGUGGUCAGCCAUAUGUUUUUAUUUUAGUAAAGUGGUCCGCGGUCCGAAAUACUUUGAGAACCACUUACACCACCAACUGCCAGGAGUGAAGAUUCCUUGUCAUUCAAGUGUGAAGACGUCAUAAGCUUUAAUAUAAAGCUGUUAAGCAGCAUACUUUUCUUUUUUCUCUUAAAAUAGCUAAUGUACCUUUUAUAACACUACUGUUGAAAAUACAGCUGAAGGCAAAAGAGUUGUGUUUAAUGAUGGAUAGUAAAUACAUGAUAUUAGUGAUGUGAAAUGAUGGCUAAAAUGAAUAAAAGCACAAUGAGCAUUA
Pomacea canaliculata is the source of this 4655-nucleotide messenger RNA. Its product is annotated as poly [ADP-ribose] polymerase 6-like. Lineage: Eukaryota; Metazoa; Mollusca; Gastropoda; Architaenioglossa; Ampullariidae. Gene Ontology annotation, molecular function: NAD+ poly-ADP-ribosyltransferase activity; kinase binding; protein serine/threonine kinase activator activity. The transcript has 21 exons. Gene Ontology annotation, cellular component: nuclear envelope; membrane; intracellular anatomical structure. Bases 641 to 2773 code for a protein of 710 amino acids. The record is from RefSeq and is a predicted model, not a curated record. Gene Ontology annotation, biological process: endoplasmic reticulum unfolded protein response.